AUGCCUCCCAAGAAGACCCCCGGCGCUGCCGCCAAGGAGAAUGUCACUCUCGGUCCUUUGGCCGGUGAUGGCAAGCUCGUUUUCGGUGUUGCCCGUAUCUUUGCCUCUUUCAACGACACCUUCGUCCACGUCACCGAUCUGAGUGGUCGCGAAACCAUCUCCCGUGUCACCGGUGGUAUGAAGGUCAAGGCUGACCGUGACGAGUCCUCCCCCUACGCCGCCAUGUUGGCCGCCCAGGACGUUGCUGCCCGCUGCAAGGAGCUCGGUAUCAACGCCCUGCACGUCAAGAUCCGUGCCACCGGUGGUACCGGCACCAAGACCCCCGGUCCCGGUGCCCAGUCCGCUCUCCGUGCCCUCGCCCGCUCCGGCAUGAGAAUCGGCCGUAUCGAGGACGUCACCCCCAUUCCUUCCGACUCUACUCGUCGCAAGGGUGGUCGCCGUGGUCGCCGUCUGUAA
Molecule: messenger RNA, 456 nt
Organism: Aspergillus chevalieri
Lineage: Eukaryota; Fungi; Ascomycota; Eurotiomycetes; Eurotiales; Aspergillaceae
Gene: RPS14
Product: 40S ribosomal protein uS11
Exons: 3
Coding region: 1-456 (151 amino acids)
Biological process (GO): maturation of SSU-rRNA from tricistronic rRNA transcript (SSU-rRNA, 5.8S rRNA, LSU-rRNA); ribosomal small subunit assembly; translation
Cellular component (GO): cytosolic small ribosomal subunit; ribosome
Molecular function (GO): mRNA 5'-UTR binding; structural constituent of ribosome; small ribosomal subunit rRNA binding
Source: RefSeq, a predicted model, not a curated record